Molecule: messenger RNA, 1320 nt
Organism: Carassius auratus (goldfish)
Lineage: Eukaryota; Metazoa; Chordata; Actinopteri; Cypriniformes; Cyprinidae
Product: monoacylglycerol lipase ABHD12-like
Exons: 13
Coding region: 39-1091 (350 amino acids)
Biological process (GO): phosphatidylserine catabolic process; monoacylglycerol catabolic process
Cellular component (GO): endoplasmic reticulum membrane
Molecular function (GO): monoacylglycerol lipase activity; phosphatidylcholine lysophospholipase A1 activity
Source: RefSeq, a predicted model, not a curated record
UCAAAGUUGUGUGAAAAGUAAAUAGACUGCUCUACAAAAUGAAGAAAAGAAUCAAUAAAUCUGAAAGAAUAUUUCAGCCAGCAGGAAGAUUGCAACGACCAAGUCAGAAACCUAAGGAUUUAAACGUGCAUGCAAGAUCCCAGUGGCAAUGGACUUGGACUAAAAUGGCACUUCUUUCGCUCUGCAUUCUCUCUGCAUCAGUACUAUUUAUUCUGCAUCUCUUCUCUGACUCUAUUGACCUCAGCCAACCAUCAGAUAUAGGUCUCAAUCACACUUUAAAUAUCUACCUCGAACCUGAAGAGGGAGUCAGAGUGGGCGUGUGGCACACUGUACCUGAACAUAGAUGGAAGGAAGCGCAGGGAAAGGACCUAGACUGGUAUGAGAAAGCUCUGGGGGACGGAUCACCCAUUUUCAUCUACCUCCAUGGCAACAGGGGUAACAGAUCUGCACCUCAUCGAAUUGGAAUUGCAAAUGUCUUGAGUGCUGUUGGAUAUCACGUUUUGGCGCUGGACUACAGAGGUUUUGGGGACUCCACUGGUGAGCCUACAGAGGCUGGUCUAUGUACUGAUGUCUUAUACUUGUACCACUGGGUUAAGGCACGCAGUGGAAACAGCCUGGUGUGUGUGUGGGGUCACUCGCUUGGUAGUGGUGUUGCCACUACCACUGCAGUGAAAUUACUAGAACAAGGAAAUCAGUUUGAUGGAAUAAUACUUGAAGGUGCAUUCCUAAAUGCGAGGAUGGAAACUAAUAAACUAACUGAACACCCUUUUACCUGGUUUUAUUGGAAGUUUCCAUACAUUCAGUACUUCUUGUUCAAUCCACUGAAAAACAAAGAUUUGAACCUUCCAACUGAUGAAAAUUUGCAAAAAAUCAGAACUCCCCUUAUGAUUCUCCAUGCUGAAGAUGACCAUUUAGUGCCCUUUGCCUCAGGUCAAGAGAUUUACAGAACUGCAAAAAAGGCCCAAAACUCAGAUGAGCGUGUCAAGCUGGUGCAAUUUGAUGCAUCACUUGGGUAUCUUCAUAAUGGGCUAUAUAAAGACCCUGGUUUGCCAGAUAUCAUAAGGGAGUUUGUGCAGUCACUGAUGACAUGAUACAUACACAAAAGGAGGGGAAUUUGCACACCAACUAAUAACUGGCUAAUUAGUUGUACAACUGGUGCUGUAACUGUAUAUUUAGCAAUUAAAACAGUAUGCACUACUUGGAUAUAAAAAAAAUUAAUAUCUAAAGGAAAUUUUUCAGAAUUGACCCCAGUGUGAAUUUAUUGUCUUGUUAAUAUUUGUAACUUUGAUUUAUUUUAAGAAUGCAAUUAAACGUUUUUCA